AACAUAUCUCUGACACAUUUGGGUGCAUUUCAGUAUCCAGCUAGACUGACGCCUGUUUGCCCGUUUCCUAAUGACAUUUUAACAGCAAAAGGGGAAAAGUCGGCUUGUAUGGACAACCACGAGGGCGUAAUGUGAAGAACGCGAACUCCCGUUGCCAAGGAGACGCGAAGAAGCUAACGGCUAAUGCUAAUCCACCUGUGAUUAGAUUUGAAUGAAGAUCUUGGUGCGCGUUUGUUUGGGUGUGUUUUAACAUGGCAGAACUCCACGUUAUCGGCCAAAUAGUGGGCGCUAGUGGUUUCCCGCAGAACAGCCUGUUUUGUAAAUGGGGCGUUCAUACAGGCGGUGCGUGGAGACUUUUAUCCGGUCUAAAGGAGGGACAGACCCAAGUGGACAACCCUCACAUCGGUGAAAUGGCGUACUGGAGCCAUCCCAUUGAUUUACACUUCGCGACCAAGGGACUGCAGGGCUGGCCGAAGAUCCACCUCCAAGUGUGGCACCAGGACUCGUUUGGGCGCUGCCAGUUGUUUGGAUACGGUUAUUGCCACGUCCCCUCCAGCCCGGGACAUCACCGGGUUAAAUGCGUGACCUGGAAGCCGCUCGGGACUUGGCAGGAGCAGCUGGCCCACACGUUUGUCGGCGGAGGUCCUCAGCUCCGCAGUCCGGACACGAUCUACAGCGGGGCGGACAGAUACAGGCUCCACACCGAGGCCAUGGGGACUGUGGAGCUAGAGCUAGGCAUCAUCUUGAACAGAUUUGAUAAAUUUGGUGUGGAAAGCUAAGGAUUUCUUCACAGAUAU
Messenger RNA from Periophthalmus magnuspinnatus, 797 nucleotides. It is a transcript of the gene b9d2, whose product is annotated as B9 domain containing 2. The record is from RefSeq and is a predicted model, not a curated record. The transcript has a single exon. Lineage: Eukaryota; Metazoa; Chordata; Actinopteri; Gobiiformes; Gobiidae. Bases 252 to 779 code for a protein of 175 amino acids. Gene Ontology annotation, cellular component: MKS complex. Gene Ontology annotation, biological process: cilium assembly.